GAUGUCUUGGUUGACAUUACGUCAGAGCAGUCGGGAUCAUCUGUUCGGGAUAAACUGACAGUUAUCCCGACUGCUGCUUACAUCUGUUCUGGUUCUGAUGGACCGGACUCGGUUCGGGCUCAUCCUGAACGAGCCUGGCAUCUAACGUCGUGGACGUGCGGGUGCACGGGACUGGGACGUGGCGGUCUGUGGGAGCUAGCUGCGCGUGAACCGUCAUAGGCCUUUUUGUUUUGACACAGCCGGGGCCUACCUUGGAACGUCAGCGGCAUAGCUAGCUGUCAGGGUCCGGUCCGGUUCGGAGGAGACAGCGGACUGAGAGACAGACUGGACCCAGAUGUUCAGGAGUGUCCGCUGGAAACGUUGCGCGGUGAGACAGAGCUCCGUUCAGCUGGAAGAUGUGGCUGAAGCUCUUCUUCUUGUUCCUCUACUUCAUCGUGCUGUUUGUGCUGGCCCGGAUCUUUGAGGCGGUGGUCUGGUAUGAGACCGGGAUGUUCGCCACGCAGCUGGUGGAUCCGGUCACUCUGAGCUACAACAAGCUGAAGACCAUCCUGGAGUGCAGAGGACUGGGAUACGCCGGACUGGCCGAGAAGAAGGAUGUUAGCGAGCUGGUGGAGAAAUCCGGAGAGCUGACCCAGGGGGAGCUGUACUCCGCCAUCAAGAAGGAGAAGGAGGCGGGAGACUCCACGCUCUUCAGCGGGGAGAUGCACUUCUAUGAGUUGGUGGAGGACACUAAAGACGGAAUCUGGCUGGUCCAGGUCAUAGCCCAGGACAGAGAGGCUCUGCUCAGUCAGUCCAACUGGGAGAAGAUGGUGCAGAAAGUGUCCCAGUUUGGCAUCAGAACUGGAACCUUCAACUGCUCCAGUGACCACAGGAAUGGAAGAACAGGGGCUGUGAAAGAUCCUGGAGGGCAGGGCAGGGAGGGAGGGCAGGAUUUCCUGUUUCAUGCACAGGGAGCAACAGUGAAACGAUUUGUGGUUCUGAUCCGAACACUUGGAACCUACAACUCCAUCCUGCUGGUGUCCUGGCUUCCUGUUCUGGCUCUGCUCCAGCUGCCAUAUCUAGAGACUCUGUACAGCUGUAGCCUGAAGCUGCUGCGUUAUGCUGACACCACCACUCUGGCCAGUUUGGUGCGAGCUGACUGGACGUUCUACUCGUCCCACCCUGCUCUGUUCCUGUCCACCUACCUGGCCCAUGGCCUGCUGGUGGACUACGUUGAGAAGAAGCGGCGCUGCAGAGUCAGGAACCAAGAGGACAGCACCACCAACUUGGAAUGGUUAGCCAGUCUUUGGGACUGGUACACCUCCUACCUGCUCCACCCCAUCGCCUCCCUGCAGCCGUUCCCUUCCGACCAGUCAGACUGGGAGGACGAUUCCAACGUUUUCUUUGAGCGAUUGGCGUUCCCCGACCUGUGGCUCCGCCCCCUAGUGAACAUGGACUACAUAAAAGCACUACCAACAUGGAGGCUCAGAGAUUUAGGGCAGCAGAGGGAGGGUGAUGAAAAGGACAUGAAGGAUGGAGACAUUCCCGGCAGCUCCAGACUCAUAGAUCCAGUUUCCGGUCAGGACACUGAUGGGAGCAUCCAUGCUGAUCCCGGAUCAGAUAGAAGCUCACCGUCCUCUGAGGAGGGGUCUCCCACACCAGGGGGCGUUCCUCCUCCUCCUGCAUGUGAUUGGUCGGAGUGGCCAGCAGACAUGCUCCUGUGUUCGGAGUGCGUGGUGUGUCUGGAGAACUUUGUGAGCGAGGAGCUGCUGAUGGGCCUGCCCUGCAGCCAUGCCUUCCACCAGCCCUGCAUUGCCGUGUGGCUGGCGGCCGGCAGACACUGCUGCCCCGUCUGCCGCUGGCCCAGCUACAAGAAGAAACGGCAGAGAGGCUGCUGGGAAAGCUUGGACUGAUCACGUCACUUUGAACUCACCCAUGGAGGUCUGGAAGGGUUCUGUUGGUUGUCUAGGUCUCUGUUUCCUGGCCAGUAGUUUGAUUUUAUUCCAGACAGCCAAAUAGGUUCCACCCGGCUCCUUCCAGCUCCACCUGGCUCCUCCCAGCUCCACCCGUCUCCACCCAGCUCCGCCCGGUCCCUGGUUUCAUCAAUAAAACAGAUUUUAUUCAGAAAUGUCUGAUAACUUGGAUCUGUCUGUUACUGAUGGUAUAAGCAGAAGGUUCUGGUAGCUGUUGGUCUAUAGGUGCUGGAUCGGGACCUUUCUGGUUUAAGGUACCAAUCUGACACCUUCAAGAUCCACACAAAGGCCCAUGUAACUGUGUCAGUUUGUGGGGUAAUAACAGACCAGGGCAAGUCCAGAACCCUAAACCAUGUUUAUCACUGUUGGACCUCCAUGUUGGAGAGUUUUAUAAAGACCACCGAUCCUGUUUAUCAAGACAUAAAAAGGUUUCAGCAGAAUUCAAUGGUUCUUCUGAUUCUGUGGAACAUCAUGACCAACUUCCUGAAGUUCAGGAGGUCCUUCUCAUUCCUCCAGAACAGCGCUGAUCAGCAAGAGAAAGGUUGGAAAACAUCAUCUGUAGGUCCUGUUAGUUCUUUGGAGACUUUCUAGACUCUUGAAUCCCAUCAGGUUGGUAUUCUAGAGAUGUUCUGCAGGUUUUCUAGAGAUGUUCUGCAGGUUUUCCAGAGAUGUUCUGCAGGUUUUCCAGAGAUGUUCUGCUGGUUUUCUAGAUGUUCUAGAUGACCUUCCUUUUGUGUUGGGGUCAGCACUGACCCGUUUUAAGCUUUUAAAUGAGUUAAAGAACCACAUAAAUAUGUUUAUUACACCCAGCCUUAUUGGCUUUGUCAGGAAGCUCUAUUUCAUUAAAUUUAAAGCAAAAAAAAGUAUAUUUUCUCUAAGUUGUAAAACACUAGUUGGAAUUAUAAACAUUCGGGUCUGAAACCAUAACCGCCCUGUUAUCCAAUACACUGACAGCUCAUCAUUAGAGCUUCGGAGAAUUCUCUUCUUGCAUUGUUUUGCUGUUUACCUGCACACAAGACGAACAAAGCUGGGCACGGUCACCUUUCAGUCUACACUUGCACAUCUCCAAUGUGCAGUAUGCAAAAAUGAGAAGAACAUACUCAGUGAGCCAGGUUCUGGAUAAUGUUUUUGGUUAAAAUGAGUAACAAAUGCAUGAGAGGCUUUCUGAGGAGGAAGACAACAUGGAGAAGACACGUCUGAGGAGGAGGUCCCUGUUAGUGCAGUUGCCAUCCCGUAAAGAUUACGGUCUGAACACGGUUAGGUCUGCCGGAGGUAGGGACCUCAUGACGCAGGUCAGCUGCUGCAGAUGUUGUGCGUUACAAGUCCGUGGCAUCAGACCUGUUCCAGCUUUUAGUCCAGUCUCAGUAGAAGAGGCAUGUUGGGAAAAACUGUGUGUGGCCUUUUUCUUGAAGCAAAUGUUUAUGGGUCAAACUGACCUAUAACAUCCGAGAUGUCACUAUAGUUGAUGAUAUUAAACAUAAAAAUGAAAUUUAUUUAAUGGAAUGUGUUCUAAUACAGCUCAGUAACAGCCGGGUAACACCUUUUAUUUAUUUAUAUAAUUCUCUUGAGGUUUAUUUUACAUCUUUUUUAUUGAAACCAUGGGCAGUCUGACCAAAACAUGUCCCGGAGGCCCACCCCAAAAACAUUCAAAUCCAUACUUUUGUCAAUUAGGAAGCCUAACAAGGUAACCAAGAGAUGAGAAAGAAAUUGGAUGAUAAUUGUUUUUGUGUAUUUUGUGAUUUAGGGACACAGGAAAAACCGAGUCGCUAAGAUAAGAGAUGUUAGCAGUAUAAACGUCACCAUGGUGAUGGACAGGUGGUCAUGAUGUUCCAGCUGAUCAGUUUAUUGAUAAAGGAGUAAAACCAGUUGGAGUUACACUGACCUGUUUUCACACUAAGAGAAGGUGACAUGUUAAAGAUGAGCCGGCAUCUCUACCAGACCUACAGUUCUAUUUCUGCUCCUCGGUUUGGUUUCCAGUCUGAAGAAGUGGAAUCAAGUCAGCUCAGCAGACGGACCAGAAGAUGAAGCUGGUGGUAGUUUCUGGUGCUGAGUGUUCAGCUUCAGCUGCUGGCUGCUGACCCUAACCCUGACCUGGCCGAACAUUAACGUCUCUCAGUCAUACUGGACAUGAUUUUUUAUUUUUCUUUUCUCCUGCUGUGGUUUAUUCCUGGUCCAGGUGCAGAUGCCUUAUUGAACACUAAGACAGAAACCAGAGGAUUUGUUUUUGAAUCCCAGCUGGGCUAACCCAGUAGCCAGUUAUAAACAGUAAAAGUAGCAAAGAAGAUUACUAAAAGUAUAAUUAUGUAAGAGGGAGAUUCUAGGUCUGAAAAUAAAACUGCAACCAUCAAAAUAAAAAUAAAUAAAUCA
Melanotaenia boesemani (Boeseman's rainbowfish) is the source of this 4319-nucleotide messenger RNA. It is a transcript of the gene rnf103, whose product is annotated as ring finger protein 103. Gene Ontology annotation, molecular function: ubiquitin-protein transferase activity. The record is from RefSeq and is a predicted model, not a curated record. The transcript is spliced from 6 exons. Bases 396 to 1892 code for a protein of 498 amino acids. Gene Ontology annotation, cellular component: endoplasmic reticulum. Gene Ontology annotation, biological process: protein ubiquitination. Lineage: Eukaryota; Metazoa; Chordata; Actinopteri; Atheriniformes; Melanotaeniidae.